Molecule: messenger RNA, 3198 nt
Organism: Heteronotia binoei (common prickly gecko)
Lineage: Eukaryota; Metazoa; Chordata; Lepidosauria; Squamata; Gekkonidae
Gene: ZCCHC3
Product: zinc finger CCHC-type containing 3
Exons: 3
Coding region: 177-3164 (995 amino acids)
Biological process (GO): activation of innate immune response
Molecular function (GO): zinc ion binding; double-stranded DNA binding; RNA binding
Source: RefSeq, a predicted model, not a curated record
CUCCUCUGCGUAUGAGCCUGCUCCGGGGACAGAGUUUUGCCUUACCUAUUGUCUGGUGCUUUGCCUUGUAUCCUGUGCUUGCUUUUUCAGGUACACCCUGAUAAGGCUCUCUGGAUUAGGCAGAGACCAAAAUCGAUCCUCUCCUGUCUUGGAGAAACUCAGAAAAGGAACCAUAAAUGGAACUGGAUGAUAGCUUUGCAGUUUGGCCUAGACCAGAGGUGGAACCAGAUUUUCUUAGUAGAGCUGCCCAGACUGAUGCACUGAUGUUAGGUGGAACUGGAAUGGAGGAAGAUGAAGAACCAGAUGCAACUGAAGAGCAUGCCUCUGUGGAGCACCCAGUUGCAAAAAGGCAAAAAUUAGAAAGAGGAGACAUCAUAGAAGAUCAAUCCAAUAAAGAAAUUGUAAUACAGUUAGACAUUACAGACCAGGAAUGGGAACAAAUAGUGGCAAAAGAAGUAACUGGAAAUCUUUUCAUUGAAAUUGGAGAUGAUCUUUAUGAAGUUGAACUUCAGAGGGAUGCACAAUGGGAGACAAUUCCAGAACGGCAAUCAGAAACAGUCAGUGGAAAAGAUACAGAAGUCAAAGAGCAGUGGGCUCCACGAAAAACAGUGACCAAAAGAGCAAAAGGGUUUUGGCCAUCUACUGACUCUAGGGAGAAGAAAAUCCAAGCUCGAUGGGAAGUCCAAAAAAACUCAGAGAUGGAAGAAGGACUGCAAUUGCUAAUCAGUGACAACUUGACAGACAUGGAUCUCCUAAAAUUUUGGGCUUUCUUAGUAAAUCAUCUGGAUGUCUCAGAAGUACUUGUUGGAAAAUUGGAGAAACGAAGUAAAGAUCAAUUGAUACAGUAUAUGGACAAAGCAAGGGAACUAUUAGUACCAUUAUUUACUAACAAAGUUACGAAGGAUAGCAAAACACGUAAGACAUUAGCUCAAGCUAAGUCAUUGACUAUAAACAUCAUAGAUCACUUCAUAAGAGGUAGGAAGGUAAGAACUUCAAAGGGAAAAUACCCAACAUGGGUGUCAGAAGAAGCUUUCCUGGCAUUCCUGAAGCAAAUGAUACAUUACUGGACAGAAGCAUCUCAAGGAGGAGAUGGCCCCCCUAUUUUUAAUCAACCAGGAGACCGUGAAUCUGCUAUUAGCAAACAAUAUUUUGUAGACUGGUGUGUUUGUGCUAUGGCACACCUAAAGGUUCGGAUUCAAAAGAAGUGGACAAUUCAGCAGGAAGAACCGAAAACACCCAAGAUGCUACAAAUGACAAAGAGAUCUACAAAUGGAAGAAUGGAAAUCAGAUGUGGAACAAAUGCUGAAGACUCCAUGGAGCGUAUUGAAAACGAACAGGAGAACCAGUAUACUGAUCAAGAAGUUCAGCAAAUGCACAAGGAGCUCAACCUUUAUAUGGGUCCCCCACAAAUGGGUGAGGGUUUAAUAGAUCAGAACAUGAGUUUUAAAAACCCCAAAGCAAGUGUAACUUAUGGGAGAAGCAUAUCAGACUGGAAAAUGACAGUUAGGGAGUUUGUAAUGGAAAACUCAAAACAGAGUUGUGAGUUAAGGGGGUCAGAAGAUACAAAAAAGGAUAAAGCAACUUGUGUAUCUGUUUCAAAAAUAAAAUUGAAGCAAUGCAGCCAGAUGGUGAAAGAGGCUAGCAAGGGAGAAAAGAUUGGUGGGUGGGUGGACAAAUCUGAGGUCCGUCAAACUGUGACAAAAUAUACUGCUGCACCUUUGUGUUCUAUUCCUAAAAAUAUAGUUAUCCCGAUGCAAGAACUGGAUAAAGGGGAUUGGUCUUUGAAGGGAAUAAGACCUAAACAGGAUGAAAGGACUGAAAUUCCAUCACUGAAACAUCAAAGAGAACAGCUCCGUAAAUGCCAGCCAAUGAGAUGGAGAGAUUGCCGGGAACAAGAAAAGCAACAAAGGGAUGAGAGUAAUGAGAUGGUGGGGAAAGGGGCACAGCCCUCUGGCAUAAGUACUGUUACUUGUGCACCUACACACACAACCUUUUAUGCAAACAACAGUGAGAGGUUGGAGAAAAGAAUCUCCAAACAUGGCACUCAAAGAAUAGAUGAAGUAAUUCAAGUAGAUGAAUCUAUAAUCCCAUCUUCUUGUGCUAUCAGUCAAGCUAUAGAGCAAGCACAACAGAGAAGCAGAGAGGAGCAAAACAUCAUGAGCAAGACACAAAACCAAUCUAUGUCUUCUGCUAAUAUUGUAGCAAGAGCAGGAGGUAGGAAAAUAGGAGCAUCACAGCCAUUGGGAACAGUUCUUGAGCAUACACAAGAAUGUAUUGAAGAUGAGGAAUUAUUAGAAAGUUACUUACAGAGUGUAGGAGAAGAAGAAGCUUAUAACUCAAAGAACAGAUACAUCAUUCGAUUACGUUACACAGGAACAGAUGCACAUAAACUUACUAGGAAUUACAUUGUAGAUGUCAUCUUAUUUGGUUUGUUGGAUGUGUCCAAAGGAGAUAUUUUAGCAGUCAUCAUGCCCCCAGGGAAGAAUGAAGUUGACAUUUGUUUAACAUCUGAGUUGGCCUAUCAGAGGUUUUGGAGCCGCUGUCAAGCAGCUCCCAAAGGAAAAUCUCAAAUUUUAAAUGACUAUGAGGUGAUUCCCCUAUUUCAAAGUGAGACCAAAGUCCUCACAAUAAGCUUUAGAACAACAGAGGUUCCAGCAGAGGACCUUACAGUUUGGCUGGACAGGUACUGUAGGAUUUUACUUCCUCCCCAAAAGAAAAGAGAUAGACGAGGGAUAUGGACUGGGGAGUACAGAGCCAUAGUAGCUUUAGAAAGAACUCCAGGAAAUACCCUCAAACAUCUGCCCAAGUACUUCUUUACGGGGGCCAACCAAGGUAUUAUAAGAUACAAAGGGCAGCCCCCUUCAUGUUACCAAUGUGGGGGGUACAACCAUGUUAGAGUAAACUGUAGAACCCCUUUAUGUUCUAUUUGUGGAAGUAAAGGACAUCCAUCAACUCAGUGUAAAGAAGGGAUCACAUGCACGUUAUGUAUGAAACAGGUGCACAUGUAUGCUUUAUGUUCAGAAGCACCUAUGAAUAACAAAUAUCCCAAAGCGUAUGAGAGGCCAUUAAAUAGCAAAACCAAUGUGGGACAAAUCAAUAGACGUUAUCUCAGCAAUACCAUAACCCCUACAGCUGAGAAAUCAUCAUCAAAACUAAUUGAUUAACUUUUAGGGCAAGAGAAUUAACACAAUUAAGGAA